This is a messenger RNA of Erythranthe guttata (spotted monkey flower), 641 nucleotides long. The record is from RefSeq and is a predicted model, not a curated record. Lineage: Eukaryota; Viridiplantae; Streptophyta; Magnoliopsida; Lamiales; Phrymaceae.
GUUUGUGAAUAUGCUUGAGUGAAAUUAUAGAUGGUCGUCAAAGGCGAUAAAGGCAUAUGCAAUGGGUGAGUUAGAAGCAAGAAAGAUCAAAUCUCCAACGACGGGCACAGAAGCUAUUCUCAUGGGAAUCUUGAUUGAGGGAACUAAUUUUGCAUCGAAAUUCUUACGUGGGAAUGGAAUAACACUUCAAAAGGUGCGCGACGAAAUUUUCAAGAUGCGCGGUAAGCCUGAUAUGUACUUCUUCAGUCCCGAGCAUCCUCCUUUAACUGAAGCCGCUCAAACCACCCUUGAUUGGGCUAUCGACGAAAAGCUUACAUCUGGUGAAAACGGAGAGAUUACAACGAGUCAUCUACUGCUUGGAUUAUGGAAGCAAGAAGAAUCGCCAGGUCAUCAAAUAUUGGUUGCGUUGGGAUUCAAUGAUGACAAAGCUAAAGAGCUUCGUUCUUUCAUAUCCGAACCUACAUUUGAAGGGGACUCGUAGUUUCUCCCAGAAAAUAUCGAUUAUUUGUUUGUAGCGAUGAAAUUAAUUUCACAUGAAUCACAAGACUGCUACUAUUCAGGUGCCCGUUUUUCUUGUUUUAAUUUCAUUCUGAUAUUAAAAAAAAUCGGUGAAACGUUAUGAAACAUAUUUGCAAUUGGAA